Dinoponera quadriceps is the source of this 1828-nucleotide messenger RNA. Its product is annotated as EF-hand calcium-binding domain-containing protein 1. The transcript has 4 exons. NCBI's taxonomy places the organism in Eukaryota, Metazoa, Arthropoda, Insecta, Hymenoptera, Formicidae. Gene Ontology annotation, molecular function: calcium ion binding. The coding region runs from base 334 to 1272 and encodes 312 amino acids. The record is from RefSeq and is a predicted model, not a curated record.
AUGGGUUACCCUAAUGAAACAUAAACACUUUCGUUCAAAAAACAAUGAUGUUAGAUAAUAAACUAUGUUGUUCAUAUUAAACAAGCUCGAGUCAAACAAACACGUAUGCUAAAUCCAAAGGAACCUUCUUCUCCACGUAGAAAGCAGACAAUCCUACCUGUGCGUCACUGAAUAAAUCUUUGUUUCUCUCAGUGUGCGUCCGUUAUAGCGGAGAUAAUAGGUUCGAAGGGUCGAUUUCGAGCGGAAUCUACGCGAGAACUCGAGCAAUUUACGGUAUAUCAGCCGUACGAUCUGAUCGGAAUUCGCGACGGUUUCAGUCAACCGAAUCGGGGGAUGUCCGAGCUACGGAGCGUCACGCCGACGACGGUGAACCCGGAGGAGGAUAGUCCGGGCGCCGGCGUGGGCGCCGGCGCUAAGCGUCCCGCCGGCGCUAAGCGUCCCGCCGGCGCGAGCAUUCGUACCGGCACGACGAUCAUCAAGAGCGUCUCGAGAUUCCUAAGGGGUCGCAAAACGUCCGUGAACACGAAGCGACAGAUCUCCGCCGCGCCCGGCGGUAAGUGCUGCGAGCCGCGCAAGAGACGCCGCAGGAGGAUGCCGGAGGCCGGCGGCGCCAGGAACUCCGCGUACAUCGUCAAAAUAAUCGAGUCCCUGAAGAAGAAAACAAAGUUCUCCAGGGUGGAAUUGGAUAAUCUCUGCAAACUCUACACAAAACUGACCACCAAUUCCAGCCAACAACAAGUUGGCCGGUCGAUGUCGUCCGUCGGUAGAAGGUCGCAAUCGAGACCGGCGGUCGAGGGCAUCGACAGAGCGAUUUUUCGGGAGCUCCUCCACGAUACGUUCCACGUGAUCACGGAGGACAUUCUAGUGGAGCGUUUGUUCUGCUGUUGGGACCGCGAGAUCGAAGGGGCCAUCAGGCUCGAGCCGUGGAUCAUUGGUCUCGACGUGUUCUUACGGGGUAGCCUCCGCGACAGGAUCGACUUCUGCUUCCACGUGUAUGAUCUCAAUAACGACGGAUACAUCACGAAGGACGAGAUCUUUCAAUUGCUCAAAAACUGCCUGAUAAAGCAACCCGGCGAGGAGGAUCCAGAUGAAAGUGUUCGAGACUUAUCGGAAUUGGCCUUGAAGAAGCUCGACGUCGAUCACGACGGCAAGAUAUCUUUCCGGGAUUAUGAGACGGCGGUGAAGGGAGAGCCUUUACUGUUGGAAGCAUUCGGCCAAUGUCUGCCCACCGACGAGAACUGCGUGGUCUUUCUAGCGACUCUUCAACCUUGAAGAUAUCUGGCGAAGUUACGCGGGCCUUCAAGUAGAACUCUGUAACCUGGCGGAAACAAAAGAGUACACACAGAAAAGAAUCUAUUGCCUAUUUAACAGGCAUCGUGUGAUUCACCAUUUCGCGGCAAUGAUGGUGGCGGCUUGUAGUGGUGACUUUGGAACUAAUAAAAAUAACAGGUCUAAUAAUCAUAACGGGUCUAAACUACUCCGAGAAAAGGCAUUUAUUCAUGACUUGAAUCAUUUUUAGCCAGGAUUUAAACUCGUUUGGUUGAAAGUGUUUUCACUUAACACCGCCAAAUGGCAAUAAAGUUGUCCAUUGCCUCGUAAAAAUAAUGGGUCUAAUACACCUGAUUACGAUUGCCAGACCUGUUAUUUUUAUUAGUUCCUAAGUAUCCGUUACGAGCCGCCACCAUCCUCACUGAAGAUUGGAAAUCGUAGUAUAACUCUAAAACAAGUCAGACGUACUUCUGCUCUAUCAUGAAAAAUCUGUAAAAUUCAAUUGUUUAUAACUCCCGUAAAAAUAAUGAUAAUUGGAUGAUUCAGAAAAUAUUUUGUA